Messenger RNA from Antechinus flavipes (yellow-footed antechinus), 2213 nucleotides. RefSeq names its product chromosome 3 C11orf54 homolog (gene BKGD). The record is from RefSeq and is a predicted model, not a curated record. Bases 93 to 1043 code for a protein of 316 amino acids. Gene Ontology annotation, cellular component: nucleus. The transcript has 9 exons. Lineage: Eukaryota; Metazoa; Chordata; Mammalia; Dasyuromorphia; Dasyuridae. Gene Ontology annotation, molecular function: zinc ion binding; hydrolase activity, acting on ester bonds.
UUCUAUAUCUAUACAGAAGGCACCUACCUACUCUGCAAUUUAGAGUCUUGGAAAAUUGCCUGGGACACGGAGAAGAAAUUUGCUCAAGCAAAAUGGCAAGUGUUGAGAAGUUUUCUUUUCAUGUGCCAAGUUUAGAAGAACUUGUUGGGGUUCUACAGAAUGGACUUAAAAAUAAUUUUGCUGAUGUCCAAGUCUCUGUAGUUGAUUGUCCUGAUCUGACCAAAGAACCGUAUACAUAUCCUGUUAAAGGAAUCUGUGGAAAACCUAGAAUUAUAGAAGUUGGUGGGGUUCCUUACCUUUUACCUCUUGUAAACAAAAAAAAGGUUUAUGAUAUGAAUAUUAUUGCAAAGGAAAUUGAAUUCCCUGGGGCUUUCAUUCUUGGAGCAGGAGCAGCCCCAUUUCAGACUCUUGGGAUCAAUGCUGAGUUUAUGCCUAUUGUGCAGACUAAAAGUGAUCAUAAGCCUGCUGUGAAUGGAAGCUAUUUUGCCCAGAUUAACCCAGAAGAUGGAGGGUGCUUACUAGAGAAAUAUAGUAAGAAAUAUAAUGACUUUGGAUUCGCAUUACUGGCUAAUCUCUUUGCCAGUGAAGGCCAGUCUGGCAAGGUCAUAGAAAUCAAAGCUAAAGGAAGAACUGGAGAAUAUAAUUUUGUGACUUGUAUGAGAAAAACUCUUGAAAAACAUUAUGGAGAUAAACCUGUAGGAAUGGGAGGCACAUUUGUUGUUCAGAAUGGAAAAGUAAAGGUUCAUAUCAUGCCCCCAGAAUUUUCAUCUUGUCCAUUGACAUCUGAUGAAGAUGUGAAUAAUUGGUUGCAUUUUUUUGAAAUCAAGGCUCCCUUGGUUUGUCAGCCAGUUUUCGUUUCUCGAGACCCAGGGUUUGAUUUGCGAUUAGAACAUACUCAUUGUUUUAGUCAUCAUGGAGAAGGAGGACACUAUCACUAUGACACCACUCCAGAAACAGUAGAGUAUCUUGGGCAUUUCCUACCUGCAGAGAUUCUCUAUCGGAUUGAUAAACCAAAGGAAACCCACACAUUUGGGCGUGAUUAAUUCAAUCAGGAAAUAUUUUACUGGAAAAGGGAUAUGUUAUGCUUUAAAAUUUUAAAAUGUUUAAUCAAGUUUAUAAAUAUGUAUUGCUUUGCAAUGUAAUCCAACAAAAACUUAGUCAAAGCUGAGUCAGUGAAAAGAUAUGUUGAUCUCUUUUUACCUUACCAUUUGACUUCCAUUAAAACCUUUUCUAUUUUAGUAAAAUUAAAAGAUUUGUUAUUGGAAAAUUCACUUUAAUUUUUAUUGAUGCUACUGUAAUUAAUAUGGCAUAACCAUAAGCUUAGAAUUUGUCUAUAUCUGGAAUCUUGUGACUUUCUAUUGUCUAAGAAUGAUUUGAAAUAUUGUGUAUUUUCAUAUCUAUUACUUCUUUUAAUUCUUUUUAUUAAAUUAAAUGUUCCUAGGUAUUGGAAAUCAAAUGUAACCAGCACCUGGUAUAGGUGUCUUGAAUACAGUAGGUGGAUAAUAAAUGUUUGUAAUUUAACAUUGAGGAUUGAGUUCUUUUAAAGAAAUAGAAUAUAAAGACUACAUAUAUAGUCUUUCAGGACUAUAUAUAGGAGAGGCUGAAGCAGUCUCUCAAAAUGUAUUCUAUUCAGCUUUUAUGUUUAUUGUGUUUGUUUUCAUUUAGAAAGCAGUUUGCACACUGUGCUCAUCUUUGCCACCAUUCUCAUAAGGAAAGAAAACACAAACAGAACAUUGAAGUGUUAACAGUUUAUUUUACAAAUAUAAAUAUUGCCAAACUAAAUUGCUGAGAUUUACAAAUAAUUUUAAUUUAAUUCAAUAAGCAUUUCUUAAAGUUCUUCUUUGUAUCAGAUUCCAAGCUACCCACUGAAAAUACAAAGACUUAUAGUAAUCCCAGCCCUUAAACCUUUGUUAUUCUAUCCAGUAGGAUAGAAUACACAAUCAUUGAUUUCUAAUGGCUGCUAUGAUUUUAUUUUUUAUUUCGCUGUUUUUUUUCCAAAAUCCAAGAUUAACCAAAAAAUUACUGUGUCUGCUUUAACAAUAUCCGACUACAUACAGCUUCUAACAUAAUUGGUUCAUAAUAGAUAAUUCAGAAUUCUUUGUAACUGGUUUGUCUAUUUUUAUAAUCCUUAAGAUGUCUAAUGAUUAUAAAUUUUUGAGUAGGAUCAUCAAUCUUCUAUAAUUGAAAAAAAUGAAUAAAGUAUUUUAAAUCAA